GGGCUGGGGUGACGUAGCCGAUGUUACCAGCCGAUUGGACGCGGGACGGCGCCUGCGCAGCGGCCUCCCCACCCUUUCUCCUUCGUCAGCUGGCUUCGACCCGAGGUGGUGACGUCAGUCCCCCGCGCGGAGGCGGGACCGGGCCGCCAUGGUAGAGAACUCGCCGUCGCCGCUGCCCGAGCGCGCGCUCUACGGCUUCGUGCUCUUUCUCGCCGCUCAGUUCGGCUUCAUGCUAUACCUUGUGUGGGCAUAUGUUCCUGAAUCCUGGUUAUUCUCAUUGGGACUAACAUACUGGCCUCAAAAGUAUUGGGCUGUUGCUUUACCGGUAUACCUCCUCGUUACUAUAGGACUUGCUUACAUUCUACUUUUUGGUAUUAACAUGAUGAGCACUGCUCCACUCAACUCAACACAUACCAUUACAGAUAACUAUGCAAAAAAUCAGCAACAGAAGAAAUAUCAAGAAGAAGCAAUUCCUGCACUGAGGGAUAUUCCCAUCAGCGAAGUAAACAGAAUGUUUUUCCUUGGAGAUGGAAGUAACUAAUUAAGCCAAGAUGUAUUUUUUUUUUUUUAAAUAAGUUAUAACCACAAUUAAUUUUUUAAAACAUUUGUAACUGGUCUGUAUUAGGAGAGAGAUUCUUUCAGAAACUAGCAUAUUUCUUUUCUCAUCCAAACAACAUUUAAACAAAUAUUAAACUUGUACAGGAAGUGUGUACAUAAAUCACUGCAUGCAGCAAUUUUUUCAGUAUAGUCUCUUCAUCAGUGACCUCUUACUGUUUGUGAGCAUGGGUAUGUACCCCGACAUUGUGAAAGUCCUGCUGUUGUUGUGCAGCCACUAUCACAGAGCCUUCAUCAUUGCCGUCACCCUUAUAAUCCGACUUUAAUUUUUCAGUCUGUACAGAGGAUGGGGCUGCACAGUGUAUUCAAACAAUGAGAUUGUCUCUUUGGCACACAAGCUGGUACAUAGGUGAAUAUUAAUCACACAGAAACAGCACUUUAAGAUCCUAAAGAAACUGAAACCUUGUAUGCAAAGAGCUGGUCCCAAUACAGAAACCCCUAAUCUCAGUUUUCUGUAGAGCACUUAGGAACAAAGUCAAUAAGAACACCCUCCAUGUCCAUGGACAAAGUUAGGCAGCAUUAUUUUCUGACUGACCCUCAUACAGUGCAGGCAUACAUGUCCUUGUUCAUGCCUUUUGGCUUCAUAAUAGCUCAUCUCAUAGUACUAAUGCUAAAGCCCUAGCAAUUUUCCAUGUCAAGUAUGUAUUUGCUGAUUAAAACCUGUAAGAAAGAAAAUAUUUUGGAAUAAAACCUUGAUGUCUGGAACCAA
Molecule: messenger RNA, 1324 nt
Organism: Alligator mississippiensis (American alligator)
Lineage: Eukaryota; Metazoa; Chordata; Crocodylia; Alligatoridae
Gene: PIGP
Product: phosphatidylinositol glycan anchor biosynthesis class P
Exons: 4
Coding region: 149-541 (130 amino acids)
Biological process (GO): GPI anchor biosynthetic process
Molecular function (GO): phosphatidylinositol N-acetylglucosaminyltransferase activity
Source: RefSeq, a predicted model, not a curated record